CUGUUUAAAUACCUUCUCACAUCCCCACACUUCCGAAGAAAAAGAAAGAAAAAAUAAAAAAUCAUUUUUACCAUUCCAUUUUCUUUCUAGCUAGAACUCAAAUUUUCUGUUUGGCUGUCAAGAAAAUUUUGAUCAUGGGAGUGCCAGAGACAGACCCAUUGGCUCAAUUGAGGUUGCCACCAGGAAUUCGGUUUUUUCCAACUGAUGUAGAGCUUCUGGUCCAAUAUUUAUGCAGGAAAGUUGCAGGGCAUCAUUUUUCUCUACAACUCAUUGGUGAAAUUGAUUUAUACCAAUUUGAUCCUUGGGUUUUGCCAAGUAAAGCUAUAUUUGGUGAAAAAGAAUGGUACUUUUUCAGUCCUAGAGAGAGGAAGUAUCCCAACGGAUCCCGACCGAACAGAGUUGCUGGUUCAGGGUAUUGGAAAGCUACCGGAACUGACAAAGUUAUUACAACCGAAGGUCGGAAAGUUGGUAUCAAGAAAGCACUGGUUUUUUACGUCGGAAAAGCUCCCAAAGGCACAAAAACUAAUUGGAUUAUGCACGAAUAUAGACUCAUUGAAACUUCCCGUAAAAAUGGCGGCUCCAAGUUGGAUGAGUGGGUUUUAUGUCGAAUAUACGAGAAGAAUUCAAGUGCUCAAAAAUCAUUGGCAAACGUUUCAAGCAAAGAGCAUAGCAAUAAUGGCUCAUCAUCGUCUUCAUCUUCCCAACUCGAUGAUAUGCUUGAGUCAUUGCCCGAGUUAAACGAUCGUCGCUUUGCUUUGCCACGUAUGAACUCGUUGAAAACGCUUCAACAUGAUGAGAAAAUGGGGUUUCACAAUCUGGGUAGUGGGAAUUUAGAUUGGGCGAGUCUUGCAGGGCUUAACUCGGCGUCUGACUUGGUACCGAGUGGACAAACUCAGACUCAUAGUCAGGGGAUUCCUAGUUAUGGAUAUAAUGACUUAUAUGUCCCAACAAUGCAGCCGACACUAUGCCAGAUUGACACGUCAACAAAUAGGGUUGGUAACUCGGUGGAAGAGGAGGUGCAGAGUGGACUCCGAGCUCUGAGACUUGAUAACUCAGGGCUUUUCCAACAAAACUCGAAUGUGUUGACUCAUGAUUUCUCUAACUCGAUUGACCCCUAUGGAUUUCGAUACCCGACUCAAUCGGGUGGCUUUGGGUUUAGGCAAUAAAAUGAAGAAGAGAAAUAGGCAGGGACAUCAGAGGAAUUUCAGAAGUUUGUGUAAAAUGUUUAGAAUUCUUUGGGCUAACCUUUUGGAAUUAGAUACCAAAAGAGAAAAAAUUAUUGGGGAGUUAUUUUUUUA
Messenger RNA from Durio zibethinus, 1298 nucleotides. RefSeq names its product NAC domain-containing protein 72-like. The record is from RefSeq and is a predicted model, not a curated record. Gene Ontology annotation, biological process: regulation of DNA-templated transcription. NCBI's taxonomy places the organism in Eukaryota, Viridiplantae, Streptophyta, Magnoliopsida, Malvales, Malvaceae. Gene Ontology annotation, molecular function: DNA binding.